CUUUGACAUUUGACGUAAAAAAUUUUUUAUGUGUACUGUAAGGUGUAUUUGUAUACUAAAUACAAUAUAUAGGUGUGCGUGUUUGUGUAUCGAAUCUACGAUCCAUUAUUUAGAAAAACUAUAUUAUAAUUGAACAAGUCCGGGUUUACACCAAUAAUUAGUAUCUAAAUCUCGAGUAUCGGGUUUGUAAAUAAUGUAUAAUAUUAACUUGUGAUUAAAAUUUAAAUAAAAAUGCAAGUAAAUCAAAUUAAUAUGGACUUUCCCUCAGAACUUUGCGUAAAACCUUUAGCUUUAGUGGGUGUUUCUGGAUUAGAUACUUUAAAUAAUGCAAUCCACAAAGCCAUUUGGGAAACAUUUAAUAAUAAUAGACGAGCAGAAAGAGCUCCUGUACUUUUUAAGUUAAUUAACAAUGCUUAUGAAUUUCCUGUGUGCAAACCUAAAAGAAGUUCUUAUGACUGGUACAUUCCAAAAGGUAUACUGAAAAAGAAUUGGAUGAAUAAACAUUUGUAUGAAAUUCCAGCUGUUAUUGUAAUAUUCUAUGAUUUGGAUUGGAAUGAUCCGCAAUGGAGUGAAAAAAUGAUUGAAUGUGCUUCUAGAGUACAAUCUAUGAGAGCUGCUUUGGAAGGUCGAAACUGUCGCAUUACAGUAGUUCUCAUUCAGCACACGCUCUCACUUCCAGCAGGUGAGGAUGUUUUAGCUUCUGAGAAGGCAAUAACAUUAUGUUCCAGUUGUGAAUUAAACUCGCAGUCAUUAUUUGUUUUACCACAUGGAGAUCAUCUACAGGGUUACACUAUUCGACUAGAAAAUGCUUUCUAUGAAUUUUCCCAAACUUAUUACCACAAUGAAGUGAAAAAUAUAAAGUCACAUAAAGAACAUUUAAAUAAAAAUGCACAUCAUUAUUUGUACAUUAGGCAUCAAUUCAAGAUGGGAUUUUUGAAUGAGUUGAAGCAUGAUAUUCAUACGGCUCACAAACACUACACUCAUGCAUAUAAUAAUUUAUUGGAAGUUAGAAUUGUAGACACCAAUGCUUCGGAAAUUCGAACAGUUGCUGGCUUCAUUAACUAUAAACUUUGCAGGUUAAUGUUUGCUUUAAAUCUGCCACGAGAUGCUAUAUCACAAUUUAAAGCUCAUAUUGAUAGAUUCAAAAACAGAAUGGGAUUUCAAGAAUUGGCAUUUGAACACUAUGCUUGGCUUUCUAAACAAUAUUCCGUUUUUGGUGACAUAUUUGAUGAGGCAGUUAAAUUAGGAUUGCCUGCAGUCCAGACCCAACAUCCAGGGAUUUAUUAUCAACAAGCAGCCCAGUAUGCAACCAUGAGGAAAAAAAUUUGUCAAGAGCUUUGUUCG
This is a messenger RNA of Anoplophora glabripennis (Asian longhorned beetle), 1344 nucleotides long. RefSeq names its product trafficking protein particle complex subunit 11 (gene gry). Gene Ontology annotation, cellular component: cytoplasm. NCBI's taxonomy places the organism in Eukaryota, Metazoa, Arthropoda, Insecta, Coleoptera, Cerambycidae. The record is from RefSeq and is a predicted model, not a curated record.